Otolemur garnettii (small-eared galago) is the source of this 1056-nucleotide messenger RNA. RefSeq names its product N-formyl peptide receptor 2. The record is from RefSeq and is a predicted model, not a curated record. Gene Ontology annotation, molecular function: complement receptor activity; N-formyl peptide receptor activity. The transcript has a single exon. Gene Ontology annotation, biological process: complement receptor mediated signaling pathway; phospholipase C-activating G protein-coupled receptor signaling pathway; positive regulation of cytosolic calcium ion concentration. Gene Ontology annotation, cellular component: plasma membrane. Bases 1 to 1056 code for a protein of 351 amino acids. Lineage: Eukaryota; Metazoa; Chordata; Mammalia; Primates; Galagidae.
AUGGAAACCAACAUCUCCCUCCCUCUGGAUGGAUCUGAAGAGGCAUCCCAUGAGUCUGCCGGCUACACUGCUCUGCACAUCCUCUCAUUGGUGGUACUUGGGGUCACUUUUGUGUUUGGGCUCCUGGGCAAUGGCCUUGUGAUCUGGGUGGCUGGAUUCCGAAUGACACACACGGUUACCACAAUCUCUUACCUGAACUUGGCUGUAGCUGACUUCUCCUUCAGUGCCAUCGUGCCAUUCCUCAUUGUCUCCAGGGCCAUGAAAGAUAAAUGGCCUUUUGGCUGGUUCCUGUGUAAGUUAGUUACCAUCAUGGGGGACAUCAACCUGUAUGGAAGCGUCUUCCUGAUUGCUUUCAUUGCUCUGGACCGUUGCAUCUGUGUUCUGCAUCCAGUCUGGGCCCAGAACCACCGCACACUAAGUUUGGCUAGGAAGGUGAUCACUGGACCCUGGAUUCUUGCUAUAAUCCUUACCUUGCCAACUUGCAUUUUACAGGGUACAGUCACUACUGUGGACAGGGAGACAUACUGUAUUCCCUACAUUGAAUACUGGGGUAACAGCACUGAAGAGGCUUUGGAGGUGGCCACUAUUGUGGGGAUGGUAGGAGGCACCAUCCGGUUUGUUGUUGGCUUUAUCACGCCAGGGUCCAUUGUUGCCAUCUGCUAUGGCCUCAUUGCUGCCAAGAUGCACAAAAAAGGCAUGAUAAAAUCCAGUCAUACAUUACGGGUCCUCACUGCUGUUGUGGCUUCUUUCUUCAUCUGUUGGUUUCCCUUUCAUCUGAUAACCCUUCUAAUCACAAUCUGGUCUGACAAGAUACUACUUUAUGGCAAAUAUAAAAUCCUUACCAUGCUGGUUUACCCGACCAGUGCCCUGGCCUUCUUCAACAGCUGCCUCAACCCGAUGCUCUAUGUCUUCAUGGGCCGGGACUUCCGAAAGACAAUGAUUCAAUCCCUGCCUACCAGUCUAGAGAAGGCUCUGAGCGAGGAUUCAGCCCUGACUGAGGACACAGCCACCAAUUCUGCUGUACCUCCUGCAGAGACUGAGUUACAGACAAUGUGA